Messenger RNA from Effrenium voratum, 540 nucleotides. NCBI's taxonomy places the organism in Eukaryota, Dinophyceae, Suessiales, Symbiodiniaceae. The record is from the annotation of a GenBank genome assembly.
AUGUGGCUGCAGGCGGCUGCACGCAUCAUUGUGGCCAUUGAGAACCCGCAGGACAUCAUCGUGGCGUCGCAGCGACCCUACGGAUCCCGCGCCGUGCUCAAGUUCAGCCAGUACACGGGCGCCAACCCGCUGGCUGGGCGAUGGACCCCGGGCACCUUGACCAAUCAGAUCACGCAGAAGUACCUGGAGCCCCGCCUGCUCAUCGUCACGGACCCCCGCACGGACAACCAGGCCAUCAAGGAGGCGGCCUAUGCCUCCAUCCCGGUCAUCGCCCUUUGUGACACCGACAGCCCCCUGGACAACGUGGACGUGGCCAUCCCCGCCAACAACAAGGGCAAGGAGUCCAUCGCGCUGCUGUACUGGCUGCUGGCCCGUGAGGUGCUGUACCUCCGCGCGACGCUGCCCCGCAACCAGCCUUGGGACGUGAUGGUGGACUCGUUCUUCUGGCGCGACCCGGAGGAGAUCAUGCAGCAGGAGGAGGACUGUGGCCGGCAAGCUCGUCUUGAGUUCGCGGCCUUGGUGGAAGCCAAGGGGGGCUAG